AUGGCUUCCUAUCGCGUCAGUCACGUCCUUGCUAAACGCAAGAAGCCAUUCAAUGACGGCGAUAUGGUAAAGGAAGCCUUUCUCGAGGCAGCGGAUAGCCUUUUUGACGACUUUAAAAAUAAAACAGAGAUCAUUAAGGCCAUUAAAGAAGUGCAACUCUCCCGCAAUACUACUACAAGGCGAUGUGAGAGAAUGGCGGUGGACGUGGAGGAGCAACUGAGGAAGGAUAUUGACGCAUGUGAGUGCUUUUCCCUCCAAUUUGACGAGUCGACUGAUAUGGUGGAUGUGGCACAAUUGUGUGUUUUCAUCAGGAUGGUUUUUGAAGACAUGAGCGCCAAGGAAGAGCUACUCACAAUUUUGCCAUUAAAAGCACACACCAGAGGUGAGGACAUUUUUAAUGCUUUCAUGGGAUUUGUUAGCCAGACAAAACUGCCGCUCUUCAAGCUGAUCUCCAUCACAACUGAUGGGGCACCUGCUAUGAUGGGCCGCACCAGUGGGUUCAUUGCACUGUGCAAAGAAAGUGAAUCUUUCCCGGAUAUCCUGAAUUAUCAUUGUAUAAUUCACCAGCAAGCCUUGUGUGGAAAGAUUUUAAAUAUGAAAGAAGUGAUGGAUAUUGCAAUGAAGAUUGUGUGUUCAGUUCGGGCCAGGAGUCUGCAGAGAAGGCUUUUCCGUGCUCACUUGGAGGAGAAUGAUGCUGAGCACACAGACCUGCUGCUUCACACAGAUGUUAGGUGGUUAAGCAGAGGUAGAUUUUUGGCCAGAUUCAUGGAGCUAUUGCCUGAAAUCAAGGAUUUCCUGAAGCUUUCAAAACAUGUAGAUUACCAUACAAAGCUAGAUGACCACCAGUGGCUUCUGGAUUUAUCUUUCCUCACUGAUCUCACUGAGCUCAAUGAAUUGAAUUUAGAGCUGCAGGGUAAGGGCAAAGAUGUAGUCAACAUGAUGAGUUCAGUGAACAUGUUUAAAAGCAAGCUACAGCUGAUGUCAAGCAGGCUGCAGCGUGGUAACCUGCGCAACUUUCCUCACAUGCAAGCCGAACUACAACGUCAAGGUAAAGGUGUGACACAGCUUGACAAUGCACGUUAUGAGGAGCAUAUUCGGAGCAUCUCGUCAGAGUUUGAGAGGCGUUUUACUGACUUUGCAUCCAUCGAGCCUGUAGCCAGCUAUAUGUGUUAUCCAUUUGGUCCAAGUAUUGAUGUUGGUGACAUUGCGGCCAAAGUCAAAUCACUUUUCGACUUGGAAAGCUCCGCUCUUGAGGAUGAGAUUCUGACAUUGCAAAAUGACAUUGAGAUCAAAGCCAGAUCAACAUCCACUCAACCUGGAGAGCAUGUAGCGUUCUGGAAAUUACUGGUGGAGGAGAAGUAUCCCAAUCUCAGAAGAUGUGCCUUGAACCUGACAGCUCUCUUUGGAUCAACUUAUUUGUGCGAAGUCUCGCAUUUCGCACGAAAAUCAUCAAGUCCAAGUACAGAUCAACAAUGA
Messenger RNA from Perca fluviatilis (European perch), 1476 nucleotides. Its product is annotated as zinc finger BED domain-containing protein 5-like. The transcript has a single exon. Lineage: Eukaryota; Metazoa; Chordata; Actinopteri; Perciformes; Percidae. The record is from RefSeq and is a predicted model, not a curated record. Bases 1 to 1476 code for a protein of 491 amino acids.